UAGACUCAAUAACAGUGAAGCCAUUGACAUUUUCCUCUGAAAUAAAUCAUGAAAAAUAGACCGAGCCAGGUCUUGCCAUACUACAAGGUGUAGUAUGUUCCUAGGGAGACCCUAGAUUUGUGGAGUGCUUUUUGAGGCACUAUAUUCAAUAAGAGAGAAGGUAUUGAAUUUAUUCUCCAAUACAAAAUCAUUAAAAAUAGGCUGCAUAAUUUCCCAAAACAAGCAGGUGUAGUCUGUUGAUGGGGAGUCCCUAGAUGUGUGAAGUGAUUUUGGAAGCACUGGGCUUAAUAACAAUUAAGCUAUUGAAUUUUUUACCAAAUAAAAACAUAUAAAUAGGCUAAGCCAGCUUUUCCCAAAUUAGCAGGUGUAGUAUGUUAAUAGGGAGGACCUAGAUGUGUGUUGUGAGACUGAAGCUAUUGCAUUUUAUCCCCAAUAAAAAUAUAUUAUAAUUAGGCUGAACAUAAUUUACCAAAACAAGAAGGUGUAGUAUGUUGAUAGGGAGGCCCUAGAUGUGUGUAGUGAUUUUGGAAGCACUAUGCUCCAACAGGGUGAAGCUAUUGAAUUCCCCCCCCAUAAAAAAUAUGUUAUAAAUAUGGCAAGUAAUUUUUUCCAUAAUUAGCAGGUGUAGUCUGUUGCUAGUGAGGCCCUACAUGUGUGUUGUGAUUUUGGAAGUACUAGGCUCAAUAACAGUGAAGCUAUUGAAUUUUCCCCCCAUAAAAAAUAUAUUAUAAAUAGGGUGAGUCCGUUUUUCCAUAAUUAGCUGGUGUAGUAUGUUCCUAGUGAGGCCCUAGAUGUGUGUUGUGAUUUUGGAAGCAAUAGGCUCAAUGACAAUGAAGCUAUUGAAUUUUACCCCCAUUAAAAAUAUAUUAUAAAUAGUGCGAGUCAAUUUUUCCAUAAUUAGCUGCUGUAGCAUGUUGCUUGGGAAGCCCUAUAUGUGUGUUUGAUUUUGGAAGGAGUAGGCUCAAUAACAGUGAAGCUAUUGAAUUUUUCAACCAUUACAAAUGGAUUAUAAAUAGGGUGAGUCUGUUUUUCCAUAAUUAGCUGGUGUAGUAUGUUGCUAGUGAGGCCUUAGAUGUGUGUUGUGAUUUUGGAAGCACUAGGAUCAAUGACAGUGAAGCUAUUGAAUUUUACCCCCAAUAAAAAUAUAUUAUAAGUAGGGUGAGUCAGUUUUUCCUGUAAUUGGCAGGUAUAGUGUGUUGUUAGUGAAGCACUAACUGUGUGUUAUGAUUUUGGAAGCCCUAGGCUCAAUAACAGUGAAGCUAUUUAAAUGUAGCCUAUUUGUAUCCUUCGUUUUUGCACUUUGUAGACGGUCCCUAGACGUUCGGCUGAAAGCAGAAUGCUCACAGGGAUGCGUUUUAUUUAUCCACAUAUGUACACGGUUCUUUCGGAUGAAAACGGUUUGUAGCUUGUUGUCUACCCUACUACGGUUAGAUAGAGCUCUCUAUUGUGCAAUGAAAACAUUUCUCCUAUGAUUUAUUGAACCGCAAAACGCGAAUCUUGCGAAUCUGGCCAUUUCUGUCUAACUUUACCGAAGUGAGCGUGCGGCGCUCUGAGCGCUAGUUGCCAAUUCUCGUGUAAAGACAGGACGGACACUGAGAUCGCAGAACUUGUGCGGCUUAGCUUUGUGCCAAUUUGGGUAAGGUUUGUGAAGGAAAAGUUUGGAGGGACUGCUCAGUAUGCUUUUGCGCACUGUGUGGUUGGUGGUUUUGCUGGUGAGCGUCCAACACGUGAGGACUAUUUGGACAUUCGAGUGUCCACUGGUCUGCCAGUGCACUCUGGAGAAAUUAUGCUGCACGAGAGAAACACAAGAGAAAUCGCAAAGACAUUCACCAUCUGCACUGCGAAUUGUACACCUGCCAUUGAGGGAAAUUCAAAGCAGUUCUUUCAAAGGGUUACUCAAUGUAUCCAGAAUAGAAAUCGCUCAAAGUGACUCGGUCAGAAGGAUAAAACACCAGGCAUUCCUUUCUUUGAAAACCCUUACAGAAAUUGCAAUACUGAACAUGAACCAUCUUGUGUCAAUUGAGAGUGGAGCCUUCACUGAUAUACCCAAACUACGAUAUUUGAGUAUUUGUAAUACAGGAAUAACACAAUUUCCUGAUCUUUCCUUCAUCUCUACACUGGAGUUAAACUUUCUAGAGCUAGGAGAUAAUAUGAGAUUGGAGAGCAUCCCAUCCAAUGCUUUCUCAGGCAUAUCAGAGUACAAUUACAUUAAUCUUGUCAGAAAUGGAUUCAAGGAAAUCAAGUCUUAUGCCUUCAAUGGAACCAGACUGGAGACGCUGAUUCUGAGAGAUAACCGGUAUCUUCACAAAAUCCAUGAAGAUGCCUUUGAGGGAGCAAGUGGACCAACAGCUCUUGACGUGUCCUCCACCGCUCUGAGUUCACUCCCUGCACGUGGUUUGACGCUUGUGAAGAAGCUGACGGCACGUUCCACACCUGCUCUUAAGACCCUGCCCCCACUGGAGAACCUACAGAACCUACAGGAGGCCCAGCUCACCUACUCGAGCCACUGCUGCGCCUUCCACACCUGGCGACGGAACAGAGAAAAUCCUCUAAAAGCCUUCUUCAACCUGACAAGGCUCUGUAAUGAAGAUGCUGGAGCAGACAUGGAUCCUGCCACUGACGGUUUGGUUGAUCCCGAUGACAUCAGCUUCUACUACCCAGACCUGGAGCUGUGUGUCAGCAGCAGUGUUCCCAUCACAUGUACCCCGGAGCCUGAUGCCUUCAAUCCCUGCGAGGACCUGCUGGGCUAUGGCUUCCUCCGCUCCGUCACCUGGGUGGUCACCAUAUUUGCUGUGGCGGGCAACCUGGCUGUGUUGUUCAUCCUGCUGUCCAGUCACCAGAAGCUGACCGUGUCCCGCUUCCUGAUGUGCAACCUGGCCUUUGCUGACCUCUGCAUGGGUCUGUACCUGCUCCUCAUCGCCGCCAUGGAUUACCACUCGCGCCAGGAGUACUACAACCACGCCACCGACUGGCAAACGGGUCCUGGCUGCCAAGUGGCCGGCUUCCUCACGGUCUUUGCGAGCGAGCUUUCCGUCUACACGCUCACGAUGAUCACCCUGGAGCGCUGGCACACCAUCACCCACGCCAUGGAGAUGGACCGGAGGCUCAAGCUGCGGCACGUGGCCCUGAUGAUCGCCGGCGGCUGGGUGUUCUCCCUCCUGGUGGCCCUCCUGCCCAUACUGGGCGUCAGCAGCUACACCAAAGUGAGCAUCUGCUUGCCCAUGGACAUCGAGACCCCGGCCGCUCAGGGCUACGUGGUGAUGGUGCUCCUGCUUAACGUGGUGGCCUUCCUGGUGGUGUGCACGUGCUACAUUCGCAUCUAUGUUAGCGUGCGCAACCCAGAGCUGGCGGGCCGCAGCGGGGACACUAAGAUCGCCAAGCGAAUGGCCGUGUUGAUAUUCACGAAUUUCCUGUGCAUGGCGCCCAUCUCCUUCUUCGCCAUUUCAGCGGCGCUGUGGAUGCCCCUCAUCACCGUCUCCCACUCCAAGAUCCUGCUGGUCCUGUUCUACCCCAUCAACUCGCUGUGCAACCCUUUUCUUUACACCAUCUUCACGCGGGCGUUCCGGCAGGACAUUUGCCAACUGCUCAGCCGCUGUGGCUGCUGUCAAGACAAGGCCUGUUUGUACCAGGCUAAGGGCUUCAGUACUCACCCAAGUAUACCCAAAUGCAAGACUCCAUCCAAGAAGCACCACUCUCUACAGUUUUAUGCAUACCACAUCAAGAUGCAGGGCUGCUUCCUCAGCAAAGGGCCAACAUGACUAUGAGCCUCUACUGACAAAGCUAUGAACAUUAUCUACUGAAAUGAAUGUUUUCUACGUUGGUGCUGUCAAUACAAUGUAUAUAUGUAGCUAUCUUUUUCUGUAUACUAUUUUUGUAAUAUGGUAUUGAAAAAAUGACCAGUGUUCCAUACAUCUGUGGAUUCUUAAAUACAAAACAUAAGGGGCGCUAGCUUGACUUUCUAAAUCUUAGGAAAGUCUAAGCAGUCUAAUCAUUUUUCUACACACAUCUUUUGCACACAGCUAAAUUAGCAUUUGAGAAACAACAUCCAAAGUGUUUUUGGAAGUCUGUCUUCAUAUGCAUGACGAAUGGGGCUUCCACAGGCCCGUUAGCACACACUGCCUGGCCUACAGUCAGACAUGUCUGGCAAGAGGGAAACCUCCUCCACGGAAGAGCAGCUUUUAACAAUCAGCAGUGAGAUACUGCAGAACAACCUGACCAACUUAAUCUGCCAGGGCCACAGAGAGCUCAUGGUCAGCCAUGUAUAACUCCACAACAUCCUCAGAGCCAGAGCCACACACACACACACAAAUAACUGUUCUGAACUACGCUGUUCAUGGUAGGUAAAGGUAAAUUGGUACCAAUUAUGGUGCUUUAAAGGACGUUUUUGUUUAAUUGUUUAGUGAUGCACAAACGGGCGGACUGAAAGCAUAGUAGUAUUUAACUAUUUGUGCACAUUAAGACAAAUUGCUGAUUCGUCACCAAGUCAUAAAGGCAAAUCAACACAAAAAAAAAACAACAGCAGGUAACCAAAUAGGAACUCUGUAAGUCAGGUGACUCAGGUCAUCUGCACUGGAGCA
This is a messenger RNA of Alosa sapidissima (American shad), 4577 nucleotides long. RefSeq names its product lutropin-choriogonadotropic hormone receptor-like. Lineage: Eukaryota; Metazoa; Chordata; Actinopteri; Clupeiformes; Clupeidae. Gene Ontology annotation, biological process: follicle-stimulating hormone signaling pathway; male gonad development. Gene Ontology annotation, molecular function: luteinizing hormone receptor activity; follicle-stimulating hormone receptor activity. The record is from RefSeq and is a predicted model, not a curated record. Gene Ontology annotation, cellular component: membrane. The transcript has 11 exons. The coding region runs from base 1677 to 3758 and encodes 693 amino acids.